CGGCCCCGAGUCCCGGACUUGAGUGCGCCCCCAUGGAGGCGCCCGGGCUGGCUAAGGCGGCCGCGGCGGACCCCAGCCCCCGAGAGAGCCCAAGGGAGACCCCCGACGGGGCGAAGUUACCCAGCCCCGGGGCACCCUCUCCGGAGCCUCCCGCUUACCGCCUGCAGGACUUCGACACGCUGGCCACCGUGGGCACGGGGACCUUCGGGCGCGUGCAGCUGGUCAAGGAGAAGAAAGCCAAGCAUUUCUUCGCACUGAAGGUCAUGAGCAUCCCUGACGUCAUCCGCCUGAAGCAGGAGCAGCAUGUGCACAACGAGAAGUCGGUGCUGAAGGAAGUCAGCCAUCCGUUCCUGGUCAAGCUGUUCUGGACGUACCAUGAUGAGCGCUUCCUCUACAUGCUGAUGGAGUUUGUGCCGGGCGGCGAGCUCUUCAGCUACCUGCGGAACCGGGGGCGCUUUGCCAGCAACACUGGGCUCUUUUACUCCGCGGAGAUCGUCUGUGCCAUUGAGUACCUGCACUCAAAGGAGAUCGUCUACAGGGACUUGAAGCCAGAAAACAUACUGCUGGACAGGGAUGGUCACAUCAAACUCACUGACUUUGGGUUCGCUAAGAAACUGGUAGACAAGACGUGGACCCUUUGUGGAACACCCGAGUACCUGGCCCCCGAAGUCAUCCAGAGCAAAGGCCACGGGAGAGCCGUGGACUGGUGGGCGCUCGGCAUCCUGAUAUUUGAGAUGCUCUCGGGGUUUCCUCCAUUUUUUGAUGACAACCCAUUUGGCAUUUAUCAAAAAAUUCUUGCAGGCAAAAUCGAUUUCCCGAGACAUUUGGAUUUCAGUGUAAAAGACCUCGUUAGGAAGCUGCUUGUUGUUGACAGAACAAGACGACUGGGAAACAUGAAGAAUGGAGCAGAUGAUGUGAAGCGACAUCGGUGGUUCCGAACUGUGGACUGGGAGGCUGUGCCCCAAAGGAAACUGAAGCCCCCCAUCGUGCCCAAAGUAUGUGGUGAGGGCGAUACCUCCAACUUCGAAGCUUAUCCCGAGAAUGACUGGAACACAGCUCCUCCGGUGUCGCCGAAAGAUUUGGAAGUCUUCAAGAAUUUCUGAGGACAGGGAUCCACAUCCGGAAGAAACAGGAUUUUGAGCCUGCCUGGGAUGAGGAACUGCUCAUAAGCAGACCUGAAGAAGCGUCUUCUUGAUGAGAUGAGGACAUUUCCACCGUUAUCCACGCCCGGAUGUAUAUAAAGAGGUUGGAGAAAUUCAUGGACCCUGAGUUAUUUAAGCAACUGGAAAUCUACUGCACAGUAGGAAGUUAUGAAAAAUUGUUCCAUUGUAGAUUUUAUGUGACCUUCUAGCGUGUGUUCCUACUGUGAUAUCUGGGUAUUUCUCAUAGACUCAACUUUAUAAGUUUGAUCUGAACGUGCUCCAUUAGAACCACAGAUUGCGUGUAUGUGCGUGUGCAGUUGCGUGUGUAAAAAAGACGAUAUGACUGGCGCACAGGAAUUAUGCAGUGAUGUAACUGUUCAUACUUUGCAGAGCCUAUGGUUUUUAUUUUUCAAAUUUUUUUUUUCAAGAAUCUGUUCUCUUGGGGACAAAAUCUAAAAACUAUGACGUGUGCAUUUUUUUUUUUGUCAUCUUAUCUGCAUUUUAUAGUUAUUUGUGAAGAAAAUAUCUUGUGGUGGUCCACAUCCAAUAUCUUUAGUGCUUCCUGUCUGGUCACUUUAGGUCUUGAAACUGGAAGGAGAGGGCAGGAGAUGUGGGUUUGAAUUUUAAUCCAAGACGAGCCAAUGACUAUAAAAGUUGUUCAAGGAAAGAAAUGCAUUCAGGAAAUUUUCUGUAUUGCAUUCAAAAAUUUUGUACUCUGGAGAGAGGUGGCUACCUAUUAAAAUUCCAGUUUGAAUAUCUUGAACAAUAUACACCUCCCAAAGCUGACAAAUGACUUUCUAUACCGGCUCAGUCCCACGGACUACCUUCAUGCAAACGUUUUCUUUUACCUUUCGUUUUGGGAAAAGUAAGAAACAAAUGCUCUCUAGGACGUAAGCAUGCAGAUUGUUUCUGCUUAGUUUCAUUUCUCCUUGUAAAGGGUCAGCCUGAGUCCAUCUCACACACUCUCGUCUCGUAAAUCGGGUGGGCUUCUGCAGAAUUAUCAGUGGGUGAGAUUUUUUUUUGUCUUUGGACCUGAUCAUGAAGAUACUCUGAAGAGUACUCUGCAUCAUCUUCCCCUAAGGACUGACUUAAUGAAAGCCAGAUGUGGAGUGGGCCACGAGGAGUAUAUUGCUAAAUAACGGGACUUCCCAGAAACAGGGCGUGGAUAGAGGUCCUUGGAGUCUGUGCUGCCCAGAAUUCACUUCCUUCUCUCUUAGGCUUCUCCUUCCUGGUUCUGAACUUGGCUGUAAAUAUCUCAACGGGCUGCCAUUCUCUGUUGAUUCUGUCUCAGCUCGAAAAACAGAGUUGCACGAAUCUGUUGUGUUUCUGGUCAUAGGGCUCAUCCAUGACCUCCCCGUGGAGGUCUGUGCAUUUAAGUAGAUUCUAGAGUCUUCAGGGGUACACCUUCACAGACCUCCAAGAUCACCCCCUCAACCUCCUUUUUCCCUCAUGCUCUUCCCAGAAAGGUCCAGCUCCUUCGGCAGCCAGGAUGGGGGCAGAGUCUGACCUGGGGGUAUGUUGGGGAGAAUGGGUGCAGGGAGAAGGAAGACUGGGUGCCUCUCAGCCUCUGCAGCUCUGCUUUUCUUGAGUCACCUGGCAGGUUCUUACCCUCCGAUGUGGUUUUUCCAUGCCGUGUCCAGGAAGGCAUUUCUUCCCAUAGUGCUUGGCUCCCUUUCUCUUCUGCAGGCACAGCUAGGGGUGUGGAGAGCUGCCGUUUGGCAAAGUCAUACAUUUUUUUUUAAGUAGCAAAAUGUCAAAGGAAAUGCUCAUCAGAUUUGGCCAGAUUCCACUCACAAAUCAGAAGGCAAGGGCUCUGUAUAUUGAAGGAUGAAUCAAGAGAAUUCACACCUAGGAAAGCUUUAAAAGACAAUGAAAUGGAAGAUGCUAAAUAUUCCCUUCCCUUCUCAUAAGUGCCCUGUUCUUUGAAUUAAAAUUAAAAUCAACUCAGUUGGUGAGAGUGAGUACAAGAUUUAGUAAAAAAUACACUCUUUACGAUGAGUAACUCAAUGAAAAAUUAUUUUCCAAGGGUGCGCUCUGUAAGUGUUCCAACAGAAUUGUAUUUUCAGUCUGUACUGCUCGGUCACCAUCCUGUUGGGAUUAAGUGGCGGGCCAAAAUGGGCUAAAAAUUUAGAGUGCGAUUUCUGAAUGAUUUCGUCAUUGAACGUUAGAAGGAUAAAUUGGCAAAGUGACUUUGUGCACUGAGGUAUGGACCUAGAAGGAAAAAAACAUGUUUCACAUCCUCUCACUAUAAAGAUAAAUUAUCAUUAUUGUGGAGGCUUCUGCUUAAAAAAAUAAAAAAUAAAUGAAUCACCUUGAAUGCAAUGAAACAUUGUACAUAGACACAUGGACCCAUAUGCAUAUUUUUAGAUUUAAUUCUUACUGUCCAUAAUUUAAUAUAUGAGAUGAAAAUAGCAUCAAGAAAGCCUUGAGAUACAUUGCCUUAAUUUUGAACAAAUAUGCAGGAAAAACAAAUGUUGGAAUGCAUUGAUUACAUUAAUGUAAUCCUUAAAAAUGUUGUCAUAAGCCAUCGGCCAUGUAAAACAAAGUAAAAAUUAAAAGGAAUUCCAAGAAUACCUAAUGGUGUUAAAUUCACCUUGGACGAUUGUGCCCAUUUCACUAUGCAAAGUGGUACAUGCCGUGUGUUAACUGCCCAUGGCUGGGCUAUAAAUUAAGUGGUGUGAUAUAGUGCAAAGACUGGUUUAAUCAAAAUGAGUCCCAAACACAUGAAACAGUCACCACAUGUAAUUGAAAAAUAGUUAUUCAGUGGAGACAUUCUGAAAUUUUCAUGUAUCUGAUCAAAUAUCAUCAGUGUGCAAAGCUUUGAAGAAAGUUCAUGGAAAUAAUCACAAAAUUCAGAUCUAAAAAAUUAUAGAUUUGUUUUAUGCAAUUUUGUGUGUUGGCAGUUUUCUUAAAUAAGAACACUAUUUAAAAAAAAUGUUUAGGCAAUGCAUAUUUUGCAAGAAGUAGUAUACUGAGGCGGGUCAUGUUUUCCUAAGGGGAAUGUCACAAGCCUGCUUUGAUGUGCGUCUGUAAAGAUAAGAAGGAAAUAAAAUCACCCUGGUCAUACAGCAUAUCAUACAAUUUGCAUUGCUGACUUCCACUUCCUCCAUGGCAGAAGUCAGAAUCCUGCUCAGCAUAAACGUAUCUGUUGCAGCAACGGGCAAAUCGUAAUUUCUGCUGUCAACACAACAGAAUAUGCAAGAAGCCCCAGCAACAAGAUACGCGUGCCCACUUCACACCAUCUCAGUGAUUUAAAACUCUGCUUCCUAUCUCUGCCUGUGGAGCAGUUCCACAUCACCUGUUCAUAAGUAUCUAGUAUGUUUUGUUUCAUUCUAGGCAUCUAUACUUAAAGUCUAACUUGUUACCGAUGACAGAAUCACCAGUCGUGCUAAACAGUUGAGUUAUGUGGGAUGCAUUUGCCAUUUCUACGUUGACCUAAGUUGCCUCUAGAUUUUGGACCACUUGAACUGUGAAAAUAUGGCUCAAUGCUGUUAACUAAAGACCCCAGUGCACCAUUCUUUAGGCACCAAGGGCUGCUGACCCAUCUGAGCACUUCAGGCUGCGUCAGAUCCCAUUAGGACAUCAAAAUCCUCACUCCAGCUACUAGUGCAGGAAAAGAAUUGGGUGGAUUUUUUUUUUCCGGCCAGUUCAUUUUGCAUCCCCAAAUUAACACCAUCACAGAAGCCCUCGAUUGCUCCAAUUGUAGAGAUCUGUAGAGACACGUAGAUUGUGCUUCUCUCGUUGGUCCAUCUCCCUAACGUGUAUUUUACACACGUUGGGCAAGUUCCGUGUAUUGUACCGUGUGUCCCCGUUUCUGAAUAAAUCCAGGUUGAGUUGAUGAUGUCCACUUACCAAAAAACUAAAAGGAAAGCACAUGAAUAGUUGUGUUAAUAAUGUAUUUGGAUAGCUCGUUUGGGGGACGUGUGUGUGCGCGUGUGUGUGUCUUGGUGGAGGUGGGGUGUUUGAGGGUUGUUUUUACCCACCACAACGUCUUCAUAGCAAGUGUGCUUUGCACACCCUGUGGGCUUGCAUCCAAGGGAACAGCCCUUCGUAAUAAAGGAGAAAUGCUCUGUAACAGUUUGCUAUAAAUUAUUGUGUUUUAAGAUAUUCUGUCGCGCUUGUGUUUGAUCUUCUGUGGUGGACACUUGUUAUUUAAGUUAAAGUCAUUAAGUGUGUGUUUUACCAGAUGGGAUUUGAAGCCACUGGACACGCAGUCUUCCCUUGUCCUCUGAGACUGUUUCUCAGCUCUGCAGAGCUGUCACAGCUUCCUUCGUUUUUGCGCCGUACUAUGGGCAGCCUGGCCCAGUUGCCCACGCGCCUCCAGGGCCAUGUGACUGCUGUCGGGUGUGUCACAGACACAAGAUGGAGUGCCUUUGCAGGUGUGGUGCGCCCCUGGGAUGGGUCCCUGCGGGGUGAUCCCAGCUUCUCAUGUGGAAGAAGAAAAAAAGCCUGUUUCUAUUCCUGUCAAUUCCUUGCACAAUGAAAAUCACUGUGAUUUGUAUAUAUACUCUAGGAAAAUUUUACUGCUGUCUAAUUUAUGUAAUAAGACUAUUGAUUCCAGGUUUGUUUAAUAAAACUUUGUAUCUUUUAAGAA
Molecule: messenger RNA, 5736 nt
Organism: Equus caballus (horse)
Lineage: Eukaryota; Metazoa; Chordata; Mammalia; Perissodactyla; Equidae
Gene: PRKX
Product: protein kinase X-linked
Biological process (GO): peptidyl-serine phosphorylation; signal transduction
Cellular component (GO): cytosol; cAMP-dependent protein kinase complex
Molecular function (GO): cAMP-dependent protein kinase activity; ATP binding
Source: RefSeq, a predicted model, not a curated record